AUGACAAACUCGACGGUCCUCCGAAUUGUAAUCACCAAUUACUUUCCCUACUCCAACAAUGACUGUCCAAAUGCCCCGCUGUUCAAACUACGACCAAAUUGUAUUUUGCCCGGUAUCGUAAAUGAGGUACGAGCUUUUGAGCUAUGUUUAUGUAUACCUGGUGAUCAAAAUGAUUAUUAUUUUUAAUAUUCCUUUACAUUUCUUUCAUUUUUUGAGCUUACAAUUAACAGAGGCUGUACAUGUUACAAAAUGAUGAUUUUAUUUCAGAUUUUGGGAAUUGUUGCCGACAUUGCCAACUUCAAAAUUGAACCCAUAGUUAUACACAACCAGAAAUAUGCAGGGGUUUCCUAUACAGAGGUGAGUCCAAAAACUAAUCUGUUGGAUUAAUAAAGAUCGAACACACAGAACUUUAAAGCUAAAAAAACCGAAAAAUUUACAAAUCAAUAAAUUUUUGGAUUAUCGAUUUCAGGCCUCAAAAGAAAUAAGGCUUGAUCGUUUUCCUCAAAGAAAAACUAUCUUGUUUGUGACAAAAUUCAAUAUCUUAAUGCAUUGCCUUUACUGACAACUUACAGACAAUCACCGCAUUUGUUCCAAUGAUCAAGGAGAUGAUGCUGAAUGGCACCGUUGACACUGCCGCCGUCCCUUUGGAAUACAGUAGCAGUCUCGAGGAAGAGUUCGACAUCAGUGACAAUGUGUAUGACGUAGGUCGCGUUGACUCUACUUUUACAGUUGCAGCAGCUGAAUUUCAAGUUCUACGUGUAUGACGAAGACUUUGGAGCUAAUUGGUGGAAUAUGUUUAAGGUCUAUGAUAGCCGGACUUGGAUGGCCAUGUUCUUUUUCCUGGCGAUUCAAUGUUUUCUAUGCGCAUUGGUUCAAGUGGUUCAACGGAGAUAUCUGCAUGACAACAGUUCUUUAAUUGAUGUGAGUCCGACUUUGGAGAGGUUGAUGGUUUGACAAGGGACCUGGGACGCUCAGAUUUUCUUAAAUUUUGAUUAAAUUUGUAUAUCUUUUUAGAAGAUCUGGCAAGUGCUGAGCUUGCAGCUCCUCCAGAGUGCUGGUCCCCGAUUCCGGUUGGUCUCCGGAAACCUCCUUCUCCUCAUAUUUGCCCUUUUCCAAUGUGUUAUCAUCCUCGGAAUAUUUACCUCGUAUUUCCUUUCAAUCAUGGUCCGGAUGGACUCGAAUAGUCAGGAAAUGGUCUACAGCAUGAAAUCUGACCUUUUACACAACCGUAGGCGGCUGAUCACAACGACAAAAAAUGAAUGGAUCAAGGAUAAGAAUGACCGAUACCCGCUGAUUCCGGGGAUGAAGAAGAAAGAGGGAACCAUUUUCUUUUAUGAUAAUGCGGAAGGUAAGGGAAUACUGGACGUUAAAUUGCAAUGUAAAUGCAAAUGUCUGAAAAUGUGAUCGCGGUAUGGUCCCGGAAAGCGCGAGCUUUUCAGGAAUUUGACAUGUGCCACAUUUCCAUUCAUUACCUCCCCGAAUUUCAGAAGCCAUCGCAGCAGUGUUGCAGGAAAACGCCGUUCUCGUGGCGCAAGAAGAUGAAUACGCCGCAUACCUAGCCACGAUGAAUUGCGAAAUCGCUAAAUUAGAAGUUGGAUCACCUCCCUUGACCAGUCAUUUCUUGUUUAUGAAGGGCUUUCCACAUUUGGAAAAGCUAAAUCAAGCUUUGAAGAUUGGAAGAGCCAAAAUUAGAAGGGUUGAAGAGAGAUAUCGUGUGGAGCGAUUGAACAACUGCACACAUUUCAAAAUGGGAGAUCCUUUACGUAUGAAAUCAUCGAAUAUCUAGGAGAUUAUUUUUGCGAUUUUAGGUCUAAACUCAUAUCUGGGAGUGCUGUUGAUGUGCGGUGGUGGCCUUUUCGUUGGUACAAUGUUCUUUGCAUUUGAGAUUUUGGCUAGAAAAUAUAAAAUAAAUAAAACAUGAUGGCUGAUUGGAGAUAUUUCUGAAUUUUCUUGAUCUUGGACUUAUAGUCAGCAUUCAUUUUCCUCAACGCUUUAUAAAUUUCCAAAAACGUCUGUCUCCGCUUACUUAAUAUUUUUGAGAUCUUGCCUUCAAAAGCCGUUUACUAUCUUGACUAUGAUCUAAUUUAUCGAGCUGCGCUCAAUUUUUCAACCAUUUUCUUUCUAUCCCACUAUGCAAUAUGGUACAAUAAGAUUUACAACACAAACUGUGCGCAAUAUAAACGCUCACUUUGAACUAAUGACGUGGGGAACGUUAAAUCUAUAUAGCUAUAAGCCAACGUAAUUUCUUCCCCAUCCUUGCUAUAGAUUGUAAUCAGCUUGCUCUAAAUAUACGAAAUGCCAUUUUCCUCGGGAAAAAAACACUCAAUAAGUGAAGUUUGGAGUUUUCCUAAUUUCCAAAUAUUUAUGCAAAUCCUUUUGUGAAUCGCUUGGGCAAAUUCCGAAAACAAUUGUGGCUGGGGGCGCUCCUGUCAACAGUUUGCAUUUUAUCGAUGACUGCGGGUUUUUGGAUUUUCUUCAUACUUGCUCUGAUUUUGAGGACUGGAGCUGUGGAUGAUGCAGAUGUAGGGGAUGAUGUUCAGAUUGAGCAGAGAACACUGAUUUAUGUCCAAGUGGUACGUGUUUCUAGCAUUUGAACUUUUGUCAUUUACAUCACAAAGUAAUGAAUAAUGGGAAAGGCCCUGGAAUCAUCUUUUUUGGAUUUUUUUUUCUCGUCUUAAUGAAAUAGAACAGAUUUAAAUCUGCAGAUUUUGAACGAACUUUUGUCAUGGAUUUCAACAACUCUAUCUUAAGCUAUGCAGGGCCUAUUUGGAUUUUUAAAUUAAAAGUUACCAAAAUCCGGCGUAUUUUGACGAUUCUUGGCGCCUCGUCAUGAGCUUAGAUAGUUUGACAAGUAAUUAGUAAUAAUACCUUUUGUGAAAUUUUUGCUAUGUUUGGGUCAUAAUUCUACCACCACAUUUCCUGUUUUUCCUAGCUAAUUGGUCUGAAAAUGUCAUUUAGAAUGAUGGUAUCAAAUUCCAUUCCAGGUUUUCCGUCACGGCGACCGGACUCCCCAAAAGCUCUCCGUGGAUGUUCCUAGUGGUGUUCCUCGAGAAUGGUCAAGGCUAGGCCCUGAUCAGUUGACCAGUCUCGGCCUAUCGCAAGGUUAUUAUCUAGGAGAAGUCAUCAAAAAACGUUAUGCCGGGUUUAUUUCCCCUACCUUCAAAGAAGGCCAGGUUUCUGUGCGGAGCUCAGACUUUGGCCGGACAAUCUCUACGGCACAAGGGGUCUUAGGAGGGAUGUUCGGAGCUACUUUCAACGCCAGUGGAUUCAUCGAACAAGGAAUCAGAAUGAAGUCCAAAUAUAAUGACAAAGUAAAUUUUACAAACGUAUAUGCAUCGGAAUUUUUAUAGGAGAUGUACUACCACACACCUUGUUCAAAUGCGGAGAAAGAGAGGGAUCGAGUUUUGCAAGAAGAAGAGGACUUUACGAAACUCCGAGAUGAAUACAGCAACCUGUUGACAAUUAUGGCCAAGCAUUCUAAUUCAUCUAAAGAGAUCCUGGGCUUGGAAGAUGUUUUUGCUGUUGCUGAUUCGAUCAAUGUUUUGGUGAGAUUUUUAUACGGUCGGGAUAAUAAUUGUACAAAAAGUUUGCAAGAGUUUGUCGUUAAAUGUAGGAAAUAUGUUCCUGGCAAUCGAAAUUCCCUAUGUUCUUCUUUCAGAAACUCCACAACCUUACCGUUCCCUCAUGGGUAACCCCAACCGUCUGGGAUGGAAUCCUCAAAAUCCAUGAGAGAGUUGGCUACGGACUCUUUGAAAAUGACUUCCUGAAACGAUUACGAGCAGGUCCUUUGGUCAACAAUGUUCUCCGGCGAAUGCAUAAUUACAUUGUCGGGAUUGUUGACCAUCGUCAGAAAAUUCGGCUUCUUUCAGGGCAUGAUACCACAUUGACCGCGCUGCUCAGCACUUGGCAAAUUCCGUUUGAGGUAAACUGCAGAAUAUUGUAACUGACCUGAAAACUUUUUUCUUAAGGAAGCCCCUGAGCUUUGUUCUGCGCUAGCCAUUGAACUGCAUUAUCACCGAAAUUUUGGGUAUUUCGUGAAAUUUUUCCAUAGAAAUGAAACUAACGGGCAUGUGUUUUACGAGGUAAAAUCAAACCUUUGUGGUGAGACGUGCAUGCUGAAGAGACUUGUAAACGUAUCGGAGAAAUACAUCCCUCAAAACUGGCUAAAGGAAUGCGGAUUCGUUGAUGAGUUUGUUACAAUGGUCGUGAAGCAAAGUGAACGCAAAUAUAUUUGUAAGAAGUGAAGUCGCCAGCGAAAAUAAUGUUGUGUUUAGGGAUUCUCGUAUUCCAAACCCUAAUAUUUGUACUGGUGUUAGUGGUCGCUGGACUGAGAUGGUUUGGCCGGAGGAUUGGCCAAAAUGUCAUCCAUUCGUCACUAAAGAACUCGUCAAUGAACGAAAUGAAUGUUUUGAAUAAAAUAUAA
This is a messenger RNA of Bursaphelenchus xylophilus (pine wood nematode), 4423 nucleotides long. The record is from the annotation of a GenBank genome assembly. Lineage: Eukaryota; Metazoa; Nematoda; Chromadorea; Rhabditida; Aphelenchoididae.